Messenger RNA from Parasteatoda tepidariorum (common house spider), 5997 nucleotides. Lineage: Eukaryota; Metazoa; Arthropoda; Arachnida; Araneae; Theridiidae. The record is from RefSeq and is a predicted model, not a curated record.
UAAGUUCAUGAUGUCUGAAAAUAUUUGUUGAAAUAUUCAGCAGAUGGCGACACUAUUUUUUAAAUUCCAUAGCCAUGGCUGACGGUCACUGAACUCAAUGAGAUGCACGUGUUCGAGAUUUCGGCGCAGAGCAGUGAAGACCUCGCGCAGGGGUCUUACGGUAAGCAGGGUAUUAGCACGCUUUUCCUGCGGAACCCCUACUUUUCCUUGUUCCCGACCCCCUAAAAUGGCUGCUAGAAUCUUGUGUUUUCCGUUUUUGGCAACGGAGGCGUGACUAAAAUUUGUGAACACAAAUUUAAUCCCCCUUUCUUGUCACCCCUCUUAUUUCUUUGCUGAUCCCGCGCAUUGAGUGAGUUAAUAUCGUUGGAACGGUGGGUGGUGUGCAGAGGAGUAGUUCGGUGAAGGGGAUUAAGAAGGUACCUCCUCCAGUGGUACCCACCUUAAAUGUGAAGACUACCCAUUUUAGAAAAAGCCCCUGUAUCUGCAAUGGCGAUGACCAACUGACCGUUGAAUUAGAUUCAGACAGUGACUACACGAAACCACCUAGGUCACCAUUAAACGGUGAGAGUUUUAUACAGCCUUUCUAUAAUAGUGCCUCACACCUAUCACAUCCCAUGAGGAAGAUGACUCCCGGCGGCGGCUCUAAUGGCCAGAUUCACUUAACUCAUGUCAUCGUACACAGUCAACCCGAUAGCUUGCCAAGUACACCUUCAGAUGCUGGUCAUUCCCCUAGCCUGUCAAAAGGAAGAUUAAUGAGUGGCACGCAGGCCUCUUUAGAAGAUCAAGGUAUCGAUAUGAACAGCCCAGGAAGGCAUAGCCCUGGUGGUAGUAGCGGCGGGAGCAGUAUUUCGAGACAUUCUUUAUCUAGUCUGGACAGUGGACGAGCUUCAGGGCCUGGUUCUGAUGGAGGUGGAAAGGCUGUGAACCGUAGACUGUCCAUCCAAAGCUAUGAAGGUUCCUCACCACAGCGACGAUCUUAUCAUAGUUCGAGUUCUAGCAUUGCCAGCGUAGGAGACGAUUUGGGGCCGGGACCCAACGUUGCCGAAAUGGUCUUGCAUGGGCUACCGGAUGUUGAAGUACUAAGUAGUUGGUUGGCCACUCUCCACUUUGAAGAAUACAUCCCAUUGUUCCUGCUGGCAGGCUACGAUAUGCCGACCAUUACCAGAAUGACACCUGAGGAUCUUACAGCUAUUGGCAUUACAAAACCAAAUCAUAGAAGAAAAUUAAAAGCCGAAAUUGCAAAAUUAAAUAUAGCUGAUGGCAUUCCAGAAUAUAAACCUGAUAACUUAUUGGAAUGGUUGACACUCUUACGCCUUGAUGAGUAUUAUGAUACUUUGUGUCGUCAAAAUUAUGACACUGUAGAUAAAGUUACUGAUUUAACAUGGGAAGAUUUAGAAGACAUAGGUAUUCAAAAAUUAGGGCACCAAAAGAAGAUUUUGCUCGCAAUCAAAAGGAUAGAAGACAUAAAUCAUGGUCGUAAGCCCAAUUUGUGUCCUCAACCAAUUUCUAACAAUCGAAUAGAUAGUUCUAUCAUUGGGUCUUCAACAUUUCCUCGCCCUUCUACCCUUAAUAAUGUACAACCAUUGCACUAUCCAACUCAAGAAAUAGCAAUAGCAACUCAGCGUCCAAAGAGUUCACCGUCCACUGAGUCCAUCCCGGAAAUGAAAACUUUUCAACAGUCACCAUUACGGGAGGACAGUCUUUUCUUGCAAGCUGUUCAUAAUUCCGCUCAGAAUGUAGCUACAGUUUAUAGUUCUGCACCAAACAUAACAGUUGCUUACAACUCUGUACAGAAUACCACAGCUCCUCUUAUUAAUUCUGUACAAAACUCUAUUUCAACACACAACUCUUCAACUUACCAGACAACUCAGGAUGUCUUAGCUGCUCAAAGUAGUGCACAGAGUAACCAAACUCUUUAUGAUAGCACACAAAGUGUCCCUGGUACUCAAAAUUCAAGUCAAAAUAUAAAUGCUGUGCAACAUCGCAAUGGUGCUCUAAAUCCAGUACUUUCACCUACAAGAGGUAAAUCGCUAGAAAGCCUUAAUCCUGAAAAUGUACCUACUACCAAUAAUAGUGUAGCUCCAACUUCAUCAUCUUGUGCAACAGUUGUGCAGCAGCCAACAUUAGCAGAAACUUCGAGAAAUCCAACCAAAGAUUGGCAUGUCACUGACCUUGAUCAAGACUAUGAUUAUGAAUGUGAGGGAACAGCUACUUUAAACAGGCCAAAAGGUCUAGUAAAGCUGAGGCCCAUGGCCAAACUCACUGCCAAAACACGAGAAGAAAUUGCUGAAGCAAUUAUGGACAUACCUGACAGUGAAUUCAAAUCUCUCAUCAAUAAUCAAAGUCGAACUUUAGAUGGCUGGUCUAGCUUAGAUGGUUCUCCUAGACAUGGACCUUCCACAGUUCCCAGAAGCGCAACCCUUAGGAGAGCUCCGCCACCCGUACCUAAGCGGAGCAAUUCUGCCAAGGGAGAUAAACCUCCUGCAGAACCUCCUAGAGAGUCUGCUGUUGCCAGGCUACGCAUCAAUCCAGCAAAAAUCAAAUCCUCCCUGGAAAGUAAUUCUCAGAGUGUUGAAGACUUUCCACCACCACCUUUACCAUUGCCUUCAGCGUUGGAUGACAAAUCUAGCAAAGAUGCACCUGAAAAAGAAUCUGGUGAUGAACUGUUCAACAAUCCUUUGUUCAGGCAAAGAAGGAAAGACUCUGCGGAAUCGUCUUCCAGUGUUGACUCCACUGCUUUGCCCUUUGCAAAUGAAGCUGUAGGUACUAUCAAGCAAAAAGCCAUCAAACCAUAUCCGGCUCUCCCUAUAGAAAGAGCCUCCAAAGCUCAAAAAGCCAAAGGUCCUUCUGAAAACUCUCGGUCAAAUAAUGAGCACGAGUACGACAUGACACCAGAAGCAAUAUCUCCAGGAGAUGUUAUUGAUGAUAUAGAAAAUAUGUUAGCGAAUCUAUCAGACCAACUAGAUGCCAUGCUGGAUGAUGAAGUCCAAAAGUAACUUUGUACAUAUAUAUAUUAUAUAUAAUAUAUUUGCAAUAAAAUAUAAUAAGUGAUAAUGUUGCACAAUAAGUAAUAUUCCAGGACUGCCUGGUGCAGUGACAAAAGCUGGAUUUAGUGACUGUAAAAGCAACCUAGAAUCCAUAUUCAAAGUUGGAGGAAAAUAACAUUUUUAUGUUUUUAUUUAAGAUGUGAUGAAAUUCUAUAAAACUUUUUAAAAUAGUUUGUUUUGUAAACAAAAAUACUCGAGACUGUAUAAAAUACAUGUACAUAUUUUAGUUCCAUGAUCAGAAGAAUAGAACUAAAAGAGUUCCUGAGUUGUAACACUUUAGCAAAACAAUGUGGAAAUAUUUCUAAAAAAAGAUUCAACCUUUGUCAUUUUUCAUUUUGUGUGUAUAUAUUUAUUUUAUUUUGAAUACAAAAAAGAAAUUUAAUUGUAUAAAACCAUGAAAUACAAUCAUUUAUAGAUAUUUUAUGAAUGAGUGAUAAAGUAUUCUUGAAACUUGGAAAAAAUGAUCCAAUGUUUUUUCUUUUCACAUUUAUCAUCUACAUUGCAAAUAACAUUUUAAGUAAAGAUUAAAAUCAUAUUUGCCUAUGAUAAGCAGAUUUGGAUGUGUUUUUAGUUUAAAAAUAAGUCAUAUUGAAAAAAAAAAUGCUCUAAGUUCAUAGAUAAAUAUUUAUUUUGAGACGCCACAAAUAUAAUGAAGAGGUGUAAAAUUUAGAUAGAAAUAUUUAGAAAUGUAUAAGAAAUAUUUCAAAACAUUACAAAUGUAUAAAGAGGUGUAUAAAUUAAAUGUACAUCAAGUAUAUCUUGUAUCAAUAAUUCAUUUGUCAGUUUUCACAUAGAUAAAUAUAUAUAUACAUAUACCAAUAGAGAAUGCUUACAAAUAUAUAUGUUUAAUAAAACAGAUUUGGAUAUCCUUUUAAUUGAACACAAAAAUUAAUUUAAAAAAAAAACUGUAUACUAGAUAAAAUCAAAAGUUACUCAAAAUACUAAUAUAUUUAAAGCAUUAAAAACUAACUAGAAAUAAUAAUAAAUUCAAAAUAUGUAAUUUAUUUUUCAAAUGACAUGCAUAUGUACUAAUAUAAAACUCAUAUUCAUAUAAUUUAAACUUGUUGCAGUGUUGACGAAGCUAGUUCUUAUGCCAUUAAACUCAACAUUUAACUUCACUUAUAAAUAAUCCUAAAUGUUACCUUCAUUUCACCGUAUAAUUUCAAUUUUCAGUUACUUCAUCCUCAAAGGCAGAUACUAAAUGUUUGUUUCUAUAUUUAGAAAUAAAUUUUUUAAUACUUCAUUUAUAUUUAAAAAUUAUGAAAUAAGAUUCUUUGCAUUUAUUAAAAAUAUUAUUUAAGAAUCUUUUUAUGUUAUUUGAAAACCAUGUCAACACUAAAUUGUAGUUCAGUAUUUUGAAAAAAAUUUUGUUUGUUUUUUAUAUGUUUAAUUGUGAUUUAUUGUAAGAACUUAUGUCUUUAUGUGAUUAUGUUUCAUGGUUAAAAAAAAGUCUUAAAAUAAGAUUUAAAUUUUAUCAAAAAAUGUGCAAUAUAAAGUAUUUUCAUUAAUCUUUUUAAUAAGCUGUUUCUUAACUUUUAGAAUGAAUGUAUAAUUUUUUGGCUUACUGUAUUCUUUGUAAUGUUACUAAACAGAUAAUUUUAUUUCAAAUAUAUUCAUACUUUCUAACUUUUUAUAAAAGUUCAGUGUUUUCUCAAGCUUUUGUGCCUUUCAAAGCUUUUCAAGAUAGUUUUAUGAGCAAUGUUUAUAAAACUGUUAUAUUUUUCCUUUGAACUAUUAACUUGCAUAAAAUAUUAUUUUUUAAAAGUUAAUGUGUUUUAUAUAUGAUUAGCUUCUAAAAGCUGUUUCUUGUUAAAAUAGCCUUAGGUGUACCUAAGCUAUUUUAAUAAAGUGUAUUAAGAAUCUCAUAAUGACAAAAAGAAAAUUGAUUUCAAAAUUUCACUUUGUUACACCUUUAAAAUAUUUAAUGCAUAUUAUUGUAUCUAUCAUAUAACAUUUGCGAAAUUAAAUGUUUCAAUCUAUUUUCAUCUCUUGUAUUUGUAAAAAGUAAUUAAUAACUAACAAUGAGAGACAUUACCAUUAUUGUAUACAGAUAUCAUCGAAUUUAACUUUUUUCACAAUUCACAAAUAAUUAUGAAGAAAAUAAUAUAUCACUUUUAGUAUUAUAUUUACAUUAAACUCAACUAAGUAUUAAUAAGUUGACAAUCUUAUAUACUUCAUUAGAGCAUAAAAGAAUUAUGUGAUUCAAUUUUAUGUUGAUAGUUAAUAAGAACUCACAAUUCAGCUCAUGCACUAAUAUUCUGAAAAUAUGUUUCUGUAAGUCUUUUAGAUGUAAGCAGAAAGUGAUGAAAUCGAAAGAAAGGAAAGAUUAAAAAAAAAUUAUUAAACUAAAAAUUUCAGAUGUUUUAUUUUUAGUCUACUGAUGCUGCCAAUAGUUAAAUGACUAUGAAAUAGAAAAUAAGUGAAGAUGCGAGUCUAAUUAAAUAAAUAUUUAAAAAUCUGUAUUAUUAAUAAUGUUAACUUUUUAUUGGGUAAAUUAAGCUUUGGUUGAUCUUAAAAGUAAAACUUUUUUCAUGGAUGUUGCAGGCAUCGAAUUUUUCAGGAGGAUGAAAUUAAAAUCCACAUCCGUAAUAGUUCUCUAAAUUUCACAUAUAAGACAGGGUGCGUAGCGUUUUUAAAAAAUGCUUAUUUUCGAUUUUCAAAAGCCCUUAAAGGUGCUUUUUUCAUCGAGUGUUUUUAAAAAUUGCUUAAUUUUCCCUUUUUCAAAAUGAGAUUUUUCCUUUACCGUGUUGAUUUCAGCUGCGAAUUAUGCAAAAAGACGCUGUUCACAUUUUUCUAUUCAACGUUUUUACGAUUCAUUCAACCCCAAUCUAUUUCGGCGUAUUGUCAGACCGUAGCUAAUCCGUAAUUAAUAAGACAAAACUUCAUGAUUUUUAACAAAUGUCAAAUACAAUGGCAAAAGUUUUUUUUUUUUUUGACAUGAUGGUUGAAA